Messenger RNA from Cimex lectularius (bed bug), 2207 nucleotides. RefSeq names its product S-adenosyl-L-methionine-dependent tRNA 4-demethylwyosine synthase-like. Gene Ontology annotation, biological process: wybutosine biosynthetic process. NCBI's taxonomy places the organism in Eukaryota, Metazoa, Arthropoda, Insecta, Hemiptera, Cimicidae. Gene Ontology annotation, molecular function: 4 iron, 4 sulfur cluster binding; electron transfer activity; FMN binding. Bases 160 to 2172 code for a protein of 670 amino acids. The transcript is spliced from 10 exons. The record is from RefSeq and is a predicted model, not a curated record.
GAUUGCUGUAAGCUAUGAUUCCACAUUUGACCUGACGUCAUUGUUAUUUGUAUAUCAUGUGCCUGCAAGUUGUAACCUCCUUCAUUUGCCGCAUGCUAUGUUACCCUGAUAUAUAUCUCAAAUUAUAUUAAUAUAAAAUAUUAUUUCAUUCCCUCACUGAUGAUUCUUCCCGUGGGGCUGUUUUUUCUUUCAGGCACGGUCGUCUGCUCGUUGGCAGCUGUUUUUUUGACCGUGCUCGUUUUGAGGUUCCGCUUUAAACGAGACCAGAAGCGAGAUGAGCCAGACGCGAAAGUUUCCGUCAGGAAGCAGACGUUCGUCGGCGACCGGUCACUAGCGAAAAAGUUGAAAACUCCCAAGCGAAGGGAAACCGGCCGCUUCGGGGAGCUGGAGAUAUCAAAAAUCAUGGUGUACUACGCUACGGAGUAUGGCAAAACAAAGACGCUAGCAGAGAAGAUAACUUGUUAUGAAUUUGACAACAAGGUAGAUGUGACAGUCUUGGACAUUUCAACAGUGGAACCGGAGGAGUCAUUGAACAGAGAUUCAAACGGAACAAACACAAUGACGCUUUUCUUGUUUCCGACUGUGGCCGAUGGCAAGCCUCCAGUGUCAGGCAUAUGGUUUUGUAAAUGGUUAAAUGAAGCUGCUAACGACUUCAGAGUCGAGAAAGCGGCUUACAGCCAUUUGCAAUACGCUGUUUUUGGAUUGGGCAAUUCUCAGUAUAAAAAUGACUUUAACUUGGUAGCAAAAAAUAUAGAUUCUGAUUUAUUGAACCUUGGUGCCAACAGGGUUUUGCCUGUUAGAUUAGGCGACGAGGACACUUCGGAGAGUUCAUAUGGUGGCAUUGAAAAUGAUUUUAAUGAUUGGUUGAAACGUGUUAAUAAUGCUUUAAAACACACAAAUAUUUCAAUAGAACACCCAGUAGAGAAUGGUAUAAAUUUUGAAAGCAGCGAUGAAGAAGAAGCUAAUGUUGUUGAUGUGGAAGAUUUAGUCAAGCCAAAAUCAAAAAUUACUACAGAUCAAAAAGAGAUGAUAACUGCACCUUUGAGGCAAGUGCUUACAAAGCAAGGGUACAAGCUGAUUGGCUCCCACUCAGGUGUCAAAUUGUGUAGAUGGACAAAGGCGAUGCUCCGUGGAAGGGGUGGUUGUUACAAGCAUACUUUUUACGGUAUUGAAAGCCAUAGAUGCAUGGAAGCAACUCCCAGUUUGGCAUGCGCUAACAAAUGUGUCUUCUGUUGGCGCCAUCACUCUAACCCUGUUGGUACAGAAUGGAAAUGGAAAAUGGACAAUGCAGAAGACAUUUUGAAAGGAGCCCUUGAAAACCAUUAUAACAUGAUUAAAGAAUUUAGAGGAGUACCAGGAGUAAUACCCGAAAGGUACAAAGAAGGCCUGAAAGCCAAACAUUGUGCUCUUUCUCUCGUUGGGGAACCUAUUAUGUACCCUGAAAUCUGCAAAUUUGUCAAACUCCUUCACAGCAAAGAGAUAUCCACUUUCCUUGUAACGAAUGCACAGUUCCCAGAUGCCAUCAAAGCUUUAGACCCUGUCACUCAACUCUACGUCAGUGUCGACGCAAGCACAAAAGAAAGCCUGAAAAAAAUUGAUCGACCUUUGUUCAAAGAUUUUUGGGAAAGAUUUAUAGAAAGCUUGAAGGCUCUCUCCAGCAAAGGUCAACGCACAGUCUAUCGACUCACAUUAGUGAAAGCUUGGAAUUUUGAUGAAAUGAAAGAUUAUGCUUCUCUUGUAUCACUUGGUAAUCCAGACUUCAUAGAAAUAAAAGGUGUUACAUACUGUGGAGGUGGUGAAGCUGGAAAGCCAAAUACGCUUACAAUGGCCAACAUCCCUUGGCACUCAGAGGUCACUUCAUUUGUCAAACAAUUAGUUUCUUUGUUGCCUGAUUAUGAAAUCGCUUCAGAACAUGAACACUCCAACUGCCUUUUAAUAGCCCACAAGAAGUUUAAACUAAAUGGGGAAUGGUACACUUGGAUUGAUUAUGACAAAUUCCAUGAGCUGAUACAGAAAUUUUAUGAGACAGAUGGCAGUAAAACUUUUACAGCACUGGACUAUUUAAAAAAGACCCCUCCAUGGGCAGUUUUUGGUUGUGCGGAACAAGGCUUUGACCCCGUGGAGACACGAUGGCAUAGAAAAAAUAAUACCAAGGAUGUCAGUGGUUGUUAAAAAUUGUAAAUAUUUGAAUUUUUGGAUAUGUAAAU